This is a messenger RNA of Calidris pugnax (ruff), 1389 nucleotides long. RefSeq names its product succinate dehydrogenase complex, subunit C, integral membrane protein, 15kDa (gene SDHC). Gene Ontology annotation, molecular function: succinate dehydrogenase activity; electron transfer activity. The record is from RefSeq and is a predicted model, not a curated record. NCBI's taxonomy places the organism in Eukaryota, Metazoa, Chordata, Aves, Charadriiformes, Scolopacidae. The transcript is spliced from 6 exons. The coding region runs from base 54 to 563 and encodes 169 amino acids. Gene Ontology annotation, cellular component: membrane. Gene Ontology annotation, biological process: tricarboxylic acid cycle; mitochondrial electron transport, succinate to ubiquinone.
CGGUGGGGGCGGAAGUGCGUCACGGCCGCUUCCGGCGUGCGGGGCGCUCCAAGAUGGCGGCGCUGGCGUUGAGAUGUGUUGGUCGGCGCUGCCUGCUGGCUCGGCUCGGCCCUGGCCUCUCUGUGCGACAUGUUGUCCCGAUGGGAACCACGGCCAAGGAGGAGAUGGCACGUUUCUGGGAGAAGAACACCAAGUCCAACCGUCCCUUGUCCCCUCAUGUCACCAUUUACAAGUGGUCCCUGCCCAUGGCGAUGUCCAUCACGCACCGCGGCACCGGCGUUGCCCUGAGCUUAGGGGUCUCCCUCUUUGGUCUGGCUGCUCUGCUGCUCCCGGAACAGUUCCCUCACUACCUGGCCAUGGUGAAGUCGCUCAGCCUGGGGCCCGCUCUCAUCUACUCCGCUAAGUUUGCUCUGGCUUUUCCCUUCACCUACCACACCUGGAACGGAGUCCGACACCUUGCGUGGGACUUGGGGAAGGGGUUCAAGAUCCCCCAGGUCAACCAGUCUGGGGUGCUGGUCCUGGUCUUGACCCUGCUCUCCUCCGCCGGCCUCGCGGCGAUGUGAAGGUGCCUCCCUGUCGAUGGCCUCCCUGGUUUUUGGAAGAUUUGCUCCGUCCUGGCCCACCCCAAGACAUGCGUGGCGAGGGAGGCGGGAGAGCAGGCUCCUGUGUAACUGCAACCCUCUGGGGAAGGUGGCCCUUCCCCUCCUUGUGAAUCUCGUGGAUGAUCAGAGUUGCUUUUAGUUGUCCCAGCUGAUGUGCUGACCCCCCUGUUAGCUGGGGUGGGGGGACAGACUGAGCUCUGUCCUGCCGUGCUGCACGCCCGAGCAGCCACGGAAAGCCAGGCACGAAUUAACAGCCGAUCCCAGCACAUUUAAUCACUCGCAGAAGCUGCCUCGCUUCUUCCAGGCCAACUCCAGGGCGUUUCUUUUCUCUGCUCUGUCCCCAAGCUUGAGACAAUGCUGGAUCUGUGUCCCCGUGGGCCCGAGUGGGCUCGGGGACGGCUGGAAGCGUGUGUAGGCUCGGCGCAGGACAAGCGUCUCCAUUGAGGCAGCCCGUGCCCGGGCAGGGAGAGCAGGCGGAGCUGCCAACGCCGGCACCCGGGAGGGGAAUGGGACAUGGGUGCCACGCUGGGACCCUGCGCUUCCCGAGCCUGGCGAGGCGAGGCUCAGUCCCCACUCCUUGUCCUUGAAGCGCCGUGAUUCAGCGCCAUUUGGGGCCCUGAAGCCCCUGCCAGUGAAAAACAUCCCAUUUUCCCCCGUUAGGAAGUUCCUCUGUUUCUGGCAUGACAGGAGGGUCGUGGUUUUCCGGCCGCGUGUUGCCACCAGCUCUCGUUUCAGCACUUGUCACUUGUCACCUUUGCAAUAAAGCAGCCUUGAUCCUUCACGCUGA